Messenger RNA from Ochotona curzoniae (black-lipped pika), 10905 nucleotides. RefSeq names its product BTB domain and CNC homolog 2 (gene BACH2). The transcript is spliced from 5 exons. NCBI's taxonomy places the organism in Eukaryota, Metazoa, Chordata, Mammalia, Lagomorpha, Ochotonidae. The record is from RefSeq and is a predicted model, not a curated record. Gene Ontology annotation, molecular function: protein binding; RNA polymerase II cis-regulatory region sequence-specific DNA binding; DNA-binding transcription factor activity, RNA polymerase II-specific. The coding region runs from base 2686 to 5286 and encodes 866 amino acids. Gene Ontology annotation, biological process: regulation of transcription by RNA polymerase II.
CUGCCAGGAGAAGUGAUAAAUGAGACCAAUAAGCUAAGGAAUUAAAACAACAGUGUGUUGGUACAACAGUGAUGUCUUCAUUUUGUCACUUGGUACAUUUUUGCUGGGUUUUUAUGUCUGAUUUCUCUUCAGAUUUUCAUCAUGUGUCCUCGCCGUCCUAUCGCAAAUACAACUUCUCACUUGGGAUUUACAUUAUUGGUGCUGUCAUGAGAUUGUCUGGGCUUUUGAUGUGUGGAGCCAUCAAUCUGGGAUGAAGACACUUCUUAGGGGAGAGCCACCUCUCCUUAAAAUAGUGCCCUGGUUCCUCCAGUGAGACCAGCUGAUACUGGCUUGUCCGUUUUUUGUCUUUUGAACAUUACAGAAGAGUGCUGAUAAGAUUUACAGAGUUCCUCGCUUUACGGGUACAGCUUUGGUCCCAGCCCCACACCUGACGUAAACCAUUUUCUUUGCAAGUGUAUUGCACUUUGCCACAGAUUGGAGCUUCUGUACAAAUCAUGGCCAAGAGAAGGUGGCAGACUAGACUGUGGCUGUGAUGCCCAGCCACAUCUCCAUGGGGAGUGACAGAAUCUGAAAUGCCUCCCUCUGAAAUACCUUGUGCUUCUUCCUGCACAACAGCCAGUUCUAACCUAUCCUUCAUGUGCAAUUUUGAGCGUGCUGGCCAGGCUGGGCUCAUUAUUCCUUUGGUUGAAUAAUGUAGAGCAUUUGCAAUGGAGAUUGACUCUAAUGAUAUAUUUUAAGUGCUUGUCCACAUGGCUGGUUUAAUGCACUCAGUCAUGGAACGCUUUAGAGUUUAUUGCUAAUGGAUGAAUCCUCGAGAAAGCCAGGAUUUUCAGUAAGAUUGACAUUUGGAGUGCAAAAUAGAAAUCUAAUGAAAGUAUUUUGACCAAGGUUUGUAAUUAAGGCUGCAUGAAGUAAAUCUGCACGCACAAUGCCACAGAAGGGCACAGCGCAAGAUGAAGAUGCCCGCUCCACUGUGAACAAGGGAUGAAGGCCAAUGUAUCAGCGUCAGGCCACGGCAGUAUGGAGUAUAAAUGAUACUGUCGCAAAGCUCCAGUCCCAUGGGAAUGAUGCCACUCUAGUAAAUUGCAUUACUUAGACCUGCAGGCAUUGUGUUGGGAUGAGAGGACAGCUGCACAGGCUGUCAGCGUAACACACGGGAGCUGCUGUGCUGCUACUGGCUGCAGGUGUGGAAGCCACCAGUCUGCAUUGUAUGUGCUCUUUUGUAUCCUCAUUUGUUAAUGUGAACAUUUGAGUAAGCAUGUCAUUCCUGCACCAAGGGCUAGAUUACAGCAGGCUCUAGGGCAGUGAAGGUAGAAUAAUUUGUAUCAACUAUUCCUUGUUGACUCUCAUACUACUCCCUGCUGGGUGAUGGUAGGUGUCCAGUAAAAGCUUAACCUUAGCCUGUUUUCUUGCUGAGAGAUGCUGCAGCAUGCACUGCCAGGAUUCAGUUCUCGACUUUGCCUUGAUAGCAUUGUCUCUGUCCCAGAUCUGCCUUAAUAAGGACACGUGUUUUCUAGUCCCUUCUGUCCCUGGCUCGCGCCCACCAUUUCUUCCCUAAGGGAAAUACACUGUCCUGGACGCAGCAUUUCAUUUUGUGAAAGAACUCCAAUUUAAGAACAGUUGAGUCUGGCUUGUGAAGAAAAGACUGGCUUCUGGCUUCUAUUUUCUGCUAUUCCCCAGCACUGACAUGAGCCCCCUUCCCUCUUUGGAUUGCUCUGGUCUUAACCAUCUCUGGGAAGGAAUGAGAUGAGAAUAAUGCCAUCAGUCAUACCUGCUACUUUUGGAUCACAGAAGAUGUGCUGGUCACCUUUGUUCCAUUUGACUUCCAAUGCCAGUUCUUGAAAAUUUCAAGCCAGGAGUAAAUGACUUGAAAUUCAAAAGGAGUCUGGAAAGGAUUCUGAAGCAAUGUCAGUGCUGACCUCCUCAAUUCUGUGUUGUCCUACUUGUGUAGUGAGCUGCAUGGGGGAAACCCUGGAGUCUGCGUUAAUGGCAGGAGUACCCAGAACUCCUGUGGGCUUCAGCGGCUUUUCAGAAACAGGGACACUUGUAGACAGCAGUGACAACAGCAGUGGCUUGAUUUGAUUUUUAUUUUUUUCAAAAAUAAUUCUCAAUAACUGGGUAUGACAGUUUUGUCUUUUGCAUUAUUGUCUAGUGACAGUAUGAAUAUUUAGUAGUAGACUUGGAAAGCCAAGUUGGAAGGUAGACUGGAGAAAACCUGGUUAAUAAUAGCCUGGUUGAUAGUUUUGUUUUCUGCAGAGUUCUUUCACCUUACAGUAUCUUUAAGUUGAUGGCCCUCACGUAACUUCUGACUGUAAGAAGUAUCACAUCGGACGCCUCCAUGCCACAUGCCAAGCCCAACACAGAGAAGCCAUGCCUACAGGAUUUGCCUUAUUCUCUGAAGCCUUACAAUAAGCAAGAGGCCCUUGGCUGGAGGUGGGCAGAGAUGAGAGCUGCUUUGAUAAAUAAAGUUACCCUUUUCAAUAAAGAAUUCCUCCUUUCUUCAUUCACUUCACUUGUGUUACACGCCUUGUGCCCACGUUUUCUCUUCAUCAUGCCAUGGACUGGGAAGUCACACGUGUGUGAGCAUUUGCAACGGGAGUCCAGGCAUGGCUUUUUCUUUCCCCAGUGUCCUGACACGGCAUGCUGCCUGACCGAAUCUUCUCCGUUCUUCUGAACUGAAUCCUGAUGGAAGGGCUUCAGCCACAUGGAGAAGAAAUGGGUGUGAACGGCAUGUCUGUGGAUGAGAAGCCUGACUCCCCCAUGUAUGUGUACGAGUCCACAGUCCACUGCACCAACAUCCUCCUCGGCCUCAAUGACCAGCGCAAAAAGGAUAUUCUCUGUGACGUGACUUUGAUCGUGGAAAGGAAGGAGUUCCGUGCCCACCGGGCCGUGCUGGCCGCGUGCAGUGAAUACUUCUGGCAGGCACUGGUUGGACAGACGAAAAAUGACUUGGUCGUCAGCUUGCCCGAGGAGGUCACAGCCAGGGGCUUUGGGCCGCUGUUACAGUUUGCCUACACCGCCAAGCUGUUACUCAGCAGAGAAAACAUCCGUGAGGUCAUCCGCUGCGCUGAGUUCCUGCGCAUGCACAACCUGGAGGACUCCUGCUUCAGCUUCCUGCAGACCCAGCUCCUGAGCAGCGACGAUGGCCUGUUUGUGUGCCGCAAGGACACUGCGUGUCCACGCCCACACGAAGCCCGUGAGAAUUCAGCUGGGGAAGAGGAGGAGGAGGAAGAAGAAACGAUGGAUUCUGAGACAGCCAAGACGGCUUGCCCCAGGGACCAGAUGCUUCCAGACCCGAUCAGGUUUGAGGCCACUACCACCAUCCCAGGAGCCACGAAGGCAGAAAGGUUGCUGGUCGAGUCUGAUGUAACCACAGACACCAAGGAGCGCUCCGAGAAGGAUGCUCGAACACAGUACCCCAGGUACAAGAAGUACCAGCUUGCAUGUACCAAGAAUGUCUACAAUGCAUCAUCUCACAGUACCUCAGGUUUUGCAAGCACAUUGAGUGAAAACUCUGGCAGCAGCCUCAAGCCUGGGCUGGCCAUGGGGCAGAUCAAAAGCGAGCCACCUAGCGAGGAGAAUGAGGAAGUCACGCUCUGCCUGUCCGGAGAUGAGCCUGACAUCAAGGACAGAGUAGUGGACGUGGAGAUGGAGCGCAAGCAGCCCAGCCCCUCCCCGAUCCCCAGCGUCCCCACCACCAUUGCCGCAGCCACCACCACCACCACAGGAGCCACCACCUGCCUGGACAGGGCCCGGAGCGUGGCCUCACCAUCCUGCUUAAGGUCUCUGUUCGCUAUCACAAAAGGUGUAGAGUUGGCUGGGCUGCCCAGCACAUCUCAGCAGCACUUUGCCAGCCCUUUUGACAAGGGGAUCACUCAGGGUGACCUUAAAACAGACUACGCCCCCUUUGCAGGGAAUUACAGCCAUCCCCCUGCGGGCCCAAAGGACUCGUCAGCUGCCUUUGCCAUGGGGUCGCCCCUCAGGGGCCCUGGCCUGGAGCCCCUGUGCAAGCAGGAGGGCGAGCUGGACCGAAGGAGUGUCAUCUUCUCCUCCAGUGCAUGUGACCAGGGGAGCACCGUGGUACAUCAGUAUUCUGGGGUGAGCAGUUUGGACAAGGAGCUCUCGGAGCCUGUGCCAAAAGGCCUGUGGAUGGGAGCUGGCCAGUCCCUGACCACCUCCCAGGCAUACUCCCACGGUGGGCUGCUGGCUGACCACCUACCAGGAAGGAUGCGGCCCAACACCAGCUGCCCAGUGCCCAUCAAAGUAUGCCCCCGCUCACCUCCACUGGAGACCAGGACCCGAACUUCCAGCUCCUGCUCCUCCUACUCCUAUGCAGAGGACGGCAGCGGGGGCUCACCCUGCAGCCUGCCCCUCUGUGAGUUUUCCUCCUCACCCUGUUCCCAGGGAGCCAGAUUCCCUGCCGCGGACCAUCAGGAGCCAAGCCUGAUGGGAGAUGGGGUGUACAACCAGGUGCGGCCCCAAAUCAAAUGUGAGCAGUCUUAUGGAACCAACUCCAGCGACGAAUCUGGAUCGUUCUCGGAAGCAGACAGUGAGUCGUGUCCUGUGCAGGACAGGGGCCAGGAGGUCAAACUCCCUUUUCCUGUAGACCAGAUCACAGAUCUUCCACGGAACGACUUCCAGAUGAUGAUUAAGAUGCACAAGCUGACCUCAGAGCAAUUAGAGUUCAUCCACGACGUCCGAAGGCGCAGCAAGAACCGCAUCGCAGCCCAGCGCUGCCGCAAGAGGAAGCUGGACUGCAUUCAGAAUUUAGAAUGUGAAAUCCGCAAACUGGUGUGUGAGAAGGAGAAGCUGUUGUCAGAGAGGAAUCAGCUGAAAGCAUGCAUGGGGGAACUGCUGGACAACUUUUCCUGCCUCUCCCAGGAAGUGUGCCGAGACAUCCAGAGCCCCGAGCAGAUCCAGGCCCUGCACCGGUACUGCCCCGUGCUCAGGCCGGUGGAUCUGCCCGCAGCCUCCAGUGUCAGCCCCGCGCCCCUGGCUGUGGUGGAGCAGAGCCUCGCUGCCUCCCAGUGUGCCGUGGGGGAGAGCGCACCACCGCCCUGCUGCUUGGAACCCGGGCCGGCUCCGCCGGGGCCUUCCUGGGGUCCCAGCGCCCCCUCUGAGAACUGUACAGCCAGGGGGAGACUGGAGGCUGCCGACCCGGGAGCCUUCUCCGAGAGAGGCCCUCCCCUGGAACCUAGAAGCCAAACAGUGACCGUGGACUUCUGCCAGGAAAUGACCGACAAAUGUACAACGGACGAACAGCCCAGGAAGGAUUACGCCUCGUGACUCGUGACUCGGCGGCUCCCAGUCCUCAGGGCGGCGGGGGGCCUGCCCCGCAGAGGGGCCUGCCCACUCAUCGGUGGGCUGGAGGAGCCGAGAAGGAAUUCGGUGCACACUACAGCAGCCUCAGCAGCAAUACCGUUCCGAAGUAUUCCCUCCUGCUUGCUGGUGGGAGCGACAGCUAGUUACCUGAUUCACUAUGGUGCUACCCCUUGCCUAGACCAGGAAGGCGACAGUGCCACCACUGUCUGUCUAAGGGUUCAUUUCAGUCUUCACAGGGAUAAACUCUUAACACCUCUAGGACCCACCCACGGAUUUUUUUCUCAGUGGCCCAUGUCACAAAUCCGAUCUCAGGAAUUUCUUCUGAAUGUUCAAUUUUUUUCAUUGAAGACAGCUUCUAUACACAUCAAAGUUUUAUAGCUAGACUGUACAUAUUAUAUAUAAUAUAUAUAAAAUAUAUAUAUCUCCAUAUGCAAAGGUCCUGCAUGCCUCAGUUUUCUCAUCCAGAAACUGGGAAUUUCCCUUCUCAUUUAUACACCAGUUCCAACAUUCCUCUUGUUUUUGUCUCUGAUGCUAGACCUCAUUUGGUAGCUGUUGACAUGGUCAUUUUUUUCCCUUUGCUUCGUGAUUCCAUUUGUACUUAUUUAUGGAUGAAAUUCAAUGUUAGAAGCUUUUUUCAAAGUUUUAUUUCAGGCUUUUUUUUUUUUCGUUUUAUUUUGUUUAGGCACCACCAAAGGGUGUCAUUCGAGCAUUGUGGGUUUGUUUUUUUGGAUUUUUUUUUUCCUCAGAUACUGUACAGUAAUGGUCCACUUUGCCACUUGCACUGAGUUUUGGGUCAAACCUAUUUUUCUGAAAUGAAGUUGUAACUUCGGUAUAACUCAAGUAUACUGUAUAUUCUUUGCUUUUUAGUUAAAAGGUAAAACAUUUUAGCUAAUGAAAAAGCACUCAGGUGAUAAUUAUGUAGGAAAAAAACUUGCCAAAUAACAAAUCCAUCCUCGGAUGUGUAAGACAAUAACCUGCUUGAAUAUUUUUAUAUUUCACCUCCUCCCCACCUAGCCCUAAGUCAAGUUUAAACACAGUUGGAGAGUUCACACUGGAUAGUGGUGUUCAGAUUUCUAAUUGGGGGCAGUUUGGACAUCUCUCUCCAGGGUACAUCAGAACAGCAGCGUCCAUGAUUCUCUACCAGAACUCAGUAGCUACUGGCUCCUGGAAACCAAGUCAGAACAACUUCCCACUUGGGGAGUGGGACCCCUUUCUCUUGGAAGUGUUGGACAGUGGGCCAGCCCCUCUCCCACCCAGGCCAGCCCCUCCCAGGACAUCUCACCCAAUCCCACCCCGUGGGGCCUGCCCUUAAAGAGGCAGCCCGCGGGGUGAAUGCAGCUCUCCCUGGGGAAGGAGAGAAGGAGGGGUGGCCUGAGGCCUGAGCCCCAUGCCUGAGGCAGGUCAGUGCAUUUCUUUCUCCUUUCCUUUCAGUUCUGUUCUGAGGCUUCUCCGCAGCUCUCUUGUCUAAAGCCAGCUUUGGGCUGAGGCUUUGCACAAGAGAGAUCACCAGGAGCCCUCUUCCCCAAACAGCACACCACCACCACCCCCAUCCUCACCUGACGAUCAUUUUCUUCUCUUGCUGCAAAAAAACAGGUUGGCUUGCAACCCGAAAGAGCAGCUUCCCUUGGCUCUGGGGUGGAUGGGGAAGGGCUGGGCUCUGGGCCACGUUUACAGGAAAGUGUGCCCCCCACAAGGAGGAGGCAGCGGCUCCCUCCCUCCAGUGGUCCCAUCUUGCUGUGCAGCCCAAGGGCCGCUCCAGCCUGGCUGUGGAAGACAGUCCUACAAGGUUUGAUGCGGGGUGGGGUGGUGGGCAGUGGGGGUUAGAUGGUUGACUUUGUUUCUUUCUUUGUGCCAUUGUUUGAACAAUAGUAAAGCUGCAUGUAAAAGGGGGACAUUAGUAUACGAUUAGUAGGCGAAAAGUGAAAUCAUAGUAACAUGUUUUAGUAUUAUUAACUCUUUUCUGUACAAAUAUUAGUGCUAAAUGUUUAAAUAUGUAUGAAUGCCAGAAAUUUGUUGGUUCAUGCAAUAGGAUUUGUUUUUGUUUUUGUUUUUUAACAAAAGGCUUUUCUUUUUAAAAAAUAGUUCCACUUGGAAAGCCUGCCUCUGGGUUUUGGUUUGCUCUGCCGUGCGUGCGUGUGUCUGUUUGCGUGCCUGUCUGAGACGGAUGGUGAUAGAGCUCUGUCUCCUGACAGUCGGCUGGUGGAGUCGCUUGGCCUAGUGGAACGGUUCUGUGCUUCCCAGCAAGGUUUGCCAUAGUGAGGAAUUGGUGACAGCUGGGACGAAAGCUUCAUGUGAAGGCUUGUGUUACAGAGGAGUCAGCGGACGGUGUUGUGUUUAUCAACUCUCCUGUUGCCUUUGCGUUUUUAAUUAAAGGAAUGUUUUCUGCUCAGACCAUAACAAGAUCUACACUGGCUGGUUGGCUUGGUGUGCCCUGGUCACCACUCAUCUGGUCCUCUUGGCUACAUCCCAUCCUCUCCUCCCAACCCCCCACCCCCUCACACACACAUACGCACACCUGCUUCUGCUCAAUGACCCAAACCUGUGGCGGCAGCCAAUUGUGAGAGGCCCCAGGUCUCUUGACUUCUCUCCAGCUAAGUCAGCCCUUGUCCUCCUCCCAACAACCCCUGUCUCUUUUUCUUUCUCUCUACCCAGCCCCUUGCCAUUGGAAACUGGUGAACACAUUUCUCUUUCCACUUCUUAGGGAUUAUUACUAAGGCAUUCGUUGGCCACCAGGAACGGUGAUUGGCUUUGUGCAGUUGUCUGUGUGACGUGUCUGUGUCUUGGCCGUUCUGAACCAUGUGCUUGUCAGAAGUGUUUCUGGGUCAUUCAAAGGGAGGACUCACCAGGGACCGGAAUCCAAACUUGCCUCAAGUGAAAUGGAGAGGCCCAGCCUGUUGUCUUUGCCUGGGGUCCCUUAGUGAACCCCAUGCUGUUUCUGAAAAGAGCCUGAUUUUCCAGUAUGGUGACCCACAGCUGUAUUCUCAAAGAUUCUUUCCUUGUCAUGAACUAUUUUGACUGUCCCCAGGAGAGCCUAGGUUGGGUCCCAGCAGCUGGGAUGGGGUAGGUACUGGGGCAGAACCAGUGGCAUUGACCCUGAGACCAGCAAGCUCCCACCUGAAUGUGGUCCCUCCCUUGGAUCUGCCUUUGUCCACUAGGUUCAGAUUGGGCUGGUUGUGAGCAGCCAUGUGCUUCGCUGUGUGUGUUUGCUUUCUCUGCAUCAUCUGGGGUGCCUUGAAUGAAACUGAACUUUGUAACAUGCUGAUUCUGGAACAAAACAGUUAUAAAAAUUUGCUUUACAAGCUGCAGAUUCCCUAGGCCAUCCUGCGACUCCCCUUCUGGGAACCCUAUCAGUGACUCAGGCAUCAGAGGGAUGCUGCCAUGGAAAAUGAUAUUAUAUGUGUCGUGGAAGUAAUUUAUUAACUCUGUCUCUCUAAGGUAUGCUGCUAUGAAGAUACACUAUCAUUUUGGAUAGAAUUCUUAUGUUGCUUUUCCAAGAAAGGAAAAAAAAAAGAGCUAGCUAGUGCUUAGUAUGCCAACUGCCACUUCUCCUUAAAAAAGGAAUUUGGGGACCAGCUAACAGGACUUGCAGGAAAGGGACUGGCUGCAAUUAAACUUGCACAAAGUCAAGUUUGUAUGGCCCAAAGGCCUAGACACACAUCGUCCUUUCUUAAGUCUGGGUUCCCCUUGAAGGGUGAAGGAAAAGAAAAAAAGGUUUGAAAAUAAGAAGCCCUUUAAGAAACCUCAAAGUCCUGUCCCAGGAAGCUGCUCUGCCUGCCACAGAGUCGCAUAAUCCUCCCCAAAUGAACAUAAAGCUUGCAGAGCCUUCUCAAAGCCCCAUUUGGCCACCCCUGUCUGGCUCUACCCCAUUCUAAGUAGGAGCUGAUUUGCAAACAACUUCUGACUGCUUAACUCUUACCUACAGCUUAGGAAACAUCUCAGAUCUAACAGGGAGCAAAAGUCAAGUUUUGUCCUCAGAUUGCUGUAAAUAAACUAAAACACAAGAUCUUUUUUGUUUGUUUUAUUGUCUUUACAAGAAAGAAGAUACAUAUUGUAUCCACAUUUCCCCAAAUGAAAGAUUUCAUUGUUUAAAUCAAGUUCUAGCAAGUCGGUCUAGCAAGUGGGGUUGGAAGCCAUGCAGGACCUUGGUAUGCAUGGAGGCAUUCAGUGCGCAGGACGUAUGUUUAUAAUACUGCCUGAGCCACCUAUGACCCAAGCAUCAAACACUGAUGCUGCAGAGUAGAAUAUAUUGGUCCAUAAAUAGUAUAUGCUAGUGGUAUUUGUACAUAGAGAAACUUAUUGUGGCAGAUUGAGGUUAAAUUAAUCAACUGACAGUGCAAAAAAAAAUUACUUGCAAAGAAAAGUAAGUGUAUAGUAUUUUCCUACACUCCAUCCUGGGAGAUAAUAUUUAUAGCAGAUGAAUAUCAGUGCAUUUCCAUUGUCAUAUGAAAAUGACACUGCCACUUUGUGAAAAAUACCCACAUGGUUGCAGAGGCCAGCUUCCCUCACGUUGUGACUUGGUGUUUGUAGUUCGCCCGCAAACAGUGGGAAAACAACCCUUGACUUUCAUUCCAGUGUAUUGACCUCAGCCAUGAAGCGGUGGCCCUUUGUCGAAGCCCAAGUGCACUGAGACCAUUCAUUUCAGGUAGACCUGCAAUCAGUGCCAAACACUCCCAGUGGGCAUGCUCGGAGCUGUGCAUCAGGAGAGUGGGAAGGGACUCGGACCAAGAAGGGUUUUCCUACAACUGAUGCUAAAUCCUCCACACAAAUGGAUGUGGUGGCAGAGUGGUGACCCUCCCCCCCCCCCACCCACUUGAGUGCUAAGGGAGCAUUCCACAUCCGGCCAAAUAUCGGCUGCCCCAUUGACACUCUUGAUGUGGAAGACCUGGCCCAUCAGGUGAGUCAUCAGGAAAAUUGGGAAUUCUUUGGGGAGCUUCAGGUGCUUGUUAGACACAGUGAGCCAUCGGAGGCAAGUGCCAUCUUUUCUGGUGGGGGCCUGUGAGGGUUUGUUCCAGAACCAGUCUGACUCAAGUGCACCUCUUAUAUAUGCCUUACAGACUCCAGAGGCCAUACUCAAAACAGGGUCUUCUCAGUGUAUGCAAGGGGCCGCAGCCCCUCCUCUCCUCCUCCCCAGGUCGAACAAUACGGACAGUUUUCACACAUAUCUACCUGUAUAACCCUCUGUACCUCUCAUAACUGGUCAACGACUGUAACAGGUUACAUCAGGUGUUUUUCUACAUACUUUUUACACAGAUUCUAUGCGAUUAACGUAACUUAAUACAUCAUUUUAUUGUACUAGUUCUUAGGCUUGUCCUUUUUUUUCUAAGUGAUUGUGGUUUUUCUUGUGGUUUUUAUUGUAAAAAUGAAAUGGCUGUUGAUGCUUCUCUGUAAGAAUUUUUACAUUUGGCGGGGUGGGGGGGAAAGCAUUGCUAUGAACUAAUGAAUUGAAACUUCAUUUACUCAUUGUAAAUACACUAUUGUGCAAAAAAAAAAACAAUUUUCACUCAGUUGAAUUGCUAGUGUUAACUGAAUUUUGUCUAGACACCAUUUCUGUUGAUGAAAUAAAGACAUAUCAUUAUGUAUUAU